This is a messenger RNA of Vespa velutina, 4989 nucleotides long. Its product is annotated as bestrophin-4-like. The transcript is spliced from 10 exons. Gene Ontology annotation, molecular function: chloride channel activity. The record is from RefSeq and is a predicted model, not a curated record. Lineage: Eukaryota; Metazoa; Arthropoda; Insecta; Hymenoptera; Vespidae. Bases 1618 to 3708 code for a protein of 696 amino acids.
AAAACAUUUUAUCGUUUAUUAUAUAUAUAUUUAUAUAUACAUAAAUAUAUAUAUAUAUAUAUAAUGUAUGUAUAUAUUUAUAUAUAUAUAUAUACAAAAAAUAAGAAAAGUAUAUAAUACAAUAUUUCAUGAUAACACAAUGCACGUGUUGGCAUAAGUAUUUUGAUAAAUAAUGUGAAUUCAAGAUGGUGGAUCUUGGAUGAUGAUGGAGACGUAAAAAGUGGGCGAGAAAAAAAGAAACAACAAAAAAAAGUAAGAAAAAAAAGUAAAAAAGAAAAGAAAUCAAAAAAAAAAAUUUAACCAAGAUGCGUUCUUGAGAAAAGUGAUCUUCGUCUAUUCUUCUCUCUCUCUCUCUCCCUCUCUCUCUUUUUUUUUUCUUUUUAUUUAUUCCCUCCCUCUCUCCUGCGGAAUAACCUGUCGUUCCAAUCCGAUUAAAGAAAAAUUGAAAGAAAUAUUAAUACCGAAAAGCAAAAAAAGAAAGAAUAAAGUUUUGUUUAAAUCGACAAAUUGCACAGUAGGUCGCUGAGGUAUAGAAGGAAUGGUAUGAGAUGUUGGGAAUAAGAGUUUUGAGAACCACUGCAUCAUGCGGAAACGUAUUAGAGUGGGGAUGGAAUUGGUUGGUUGAGGAAAGAGGUGGAAUGAUUUAGAGAAGGGGUGUGAAGGGGGUGGUAGUGAUGGUUUCCUUUUGGCGUGCCGUUGCUGUUGCUGUAGCCGCCGCCGUCGCCGCUGCUGCUGCUGCUGCUGCUGCCGUUGGUUGCUGGUUGCUGGUGCUGCUCCGAUGUUGAACUUCAGUAUGUCUUGGCAAUUUAGAUAGAAGAGACUAUCUCUUGCUGAGGUACAUCCAUAUAUAUAUAUAUAUAUAUAUAUGUGAAUACAUAUAUAUAUAUAUAUACACAUAUACACAUAAAUAUAUGUAGACUCGUGCGCGUGCGUGCGGUAUGUGUGCGUGUGUGUGUGUGCGUAUAUAUGUGUACGAGUGUGUGAGUAAGCGUGUGUUGGGUUUAAAUGCAGCUAGACGUUCAGCUUAAUCUUUUUGGAUGAACAUUGCGGACUACGACGUUUCAAGUGAAUGAAAAUAUUUUAUUGUUCCAGCAGGACAAAUCUAUGGGAUUUUUAUACGAUUAGAAAAAUAAAUUUGGAUGGAAAGUGUAUGAGAUUAAAAUUAUUGAUCGAUCGAUAAUAUAAAUAAUAAAUCGUGAAAUAAGAAAAAAGAAACUAAAGAAGAAAAAGAAGAAGAAGAAGAAGAAUUUGUGAAAUCGUUUUAUGGACUGUACGAUAACAAUUUGCACGGUAAGAUCGAAACGAGUUAAAAGUCAAAUUAUAUAAUCACGGAGUGGUUGACAGUGUUACUGAUGUAGCUACAUCAUCGAUGACCUUCAUACUUUUCUCGUUCUAUCGUCUACGUUCGCGACAGAUAUAUGUGAGGAAGGAGAUGCGUUUGACAUAGGGAAAUUGAAGAUUAAAAGAAAAGAGCGAGGGAAUUAUUAUUUGAUAACGUUGAGAAGAAGAAGAAGGAAGAAGAAAAAAAAAAUACAUAAUCGCUGAAGAGGAAGGAAAUGCAAGAGAUCCUUUCUAUCGAUCAAGGCUGAGCUUUGUGAUCUUCAGUGAUUGAAGAGGAUGACGGUCACUUAUACUGCCGAGGUCGCUACCUGUCGUGGUCUUGGUUGCUUCCUUAAAUUAUUAUUAAGAUGGAGAGCAAGUAUAUACAAAUUGGUGUGGUUAGACCUGGCCUUAUUUUUAUUCAUUUAUUAUUCAUUGUCAAGUAUCUACCGAUUGAUACUGGAUGACGAACAAAAGAAAAUAUUUGAAGCUGUUGUGGCCUAUUGCAAUCAGUACAGCGAUCUCAUACCGUUGUCCUUUGUAUUAGGAUUUUAUGUUAGUAUAGUUAUGACAAGAUGGUGGAAUCAAUACAUGGUUAUACCUUGGCCAGACUCUAUAGCUGUAUUUGUAUCGGCAACUAUACACGGUAACGAUGAGAGAGGUCGAUUGAUGCGUCGUACUAUAGUCAGAUAUGUAUGCGUUUGCUUAACCUUGGUGUUAACGAACGUCUCACCAAGAGUGAAAAAACGUUUCCCAACGUUAGAACAUUUCGUCGAUACUGGAUUAUUAUUGGAGAAUGAAUUGUCAAUAUUUCAAAGCUUAAAUGCCAAGUUUCCUAAACCCAGUAAACAUUGGUUACCAAUCGUUUGGGCUUCGAGUAUAGUUACAAGGGCUAGAAAGGAAGGUCGUAUACGCGAUGAUUUUGCUGUUAAAACAUUGAUAGACGAGCUGAAUAAAUUCCGCGGAAUGUGCGGAAAUCUAAUACAUUAUGAUACCAUAAGUGUACCAUUGGUUUAUACUCAGGUCGUUACAUUGGCCGUUUACACGUAUUUCUUGACAAGCGUUAUGGGAAGACAAUGGAUCCAAACAUCAAACUCUUCCACCAUCGACGUUUAUUUCCCUGUAUUCACGACGCUACAAUUUUUCUUUUACAUGGGUUGGCUCAAGGUCGCUGAAACAUUGAUAAAUCCAUUCGGCGAGGACGACGAUGAUUUCGAAGUCAAUUGGAUAAUAGAUCGUAAUUUACAGGUCAGUUAUUUGAUCGUCGACGAGAUGCAUCACGAACAUCCAGAAUUAAUAAGGGAUCAAUAUUGGGAUGAAAUAUUUCCAACUGAAUUACCUUACACUGCGGCCUCCCAACAAUUCCGGGAGGAACAUCCAGAACCAUCGACGGCUGGUAUACAAUUGUCAGCCGCCCAGCAAGAACUUCAACCGUCCUCCGUUAGAAUAGACGAGAUGGUACCGGAUUAUCAACAAAAGUUUCGUAAUGAUGUUGCCGACGACGCCGUAUCCGGAAUACAUUUUACUGCCGACGGGAAAUUGUCCAGGAGUGCCAGUAGAGUGAGUAAUCGUGACCGUACAUUUAACACUGGAUCAACGCCAAGUAACUUGGAUGGUUCGCUGACCAGGGUCAACAGUGUAACCAGUAUGUUAAAGAGAUUGUUCAGUAAGGAGGAUAGACCGGAUGGUGGUACAUCGAGUGGUAACAAAACACCCGGUAGAAUUCAACAUUCUAGUUCAUCAGCAUCAUUGCAGACAAGAGUACACGCUGGUACAGGUGGCUCGACCAAGAUCGGUGUUAUCGAGGAGGUCGACGAACAAAUGACUAUGACAUCAAUGAGACCAGAAAAUAGGCCACAUGUACAAAGUAUAUUUCCGCAAGGACCGCCACCAGCUAGUGCACCGGUCGACGUACCUGGUUCUGAUCAUAACAGAAACAGAGACAUCUUUUCUAACAGUGCACCUGCUACUACCGCUCAUUUAACCAUCGCUGAUGGUAACAAUGGUCAUGAUUUCGAGAAUGGCAAUAAAUAUCCUUCGAAUGCUAGGAGAGAAAGAUCUAGCAUAAGUUACGAGCCUUCAAGAAGUUAUCAAAGUACAACGAUUGGCGAUGGUAUGAUCAGCCCAAGAAGUUCGAUAUGUUCGACGAAUAGUAGCUCGGACGACGAGUUUACUAAAUUAAAAAUAGAAAGGGAAAAUCAAAGACGUGAAAAAGCAUUCAGACGAUUGGCAAGAAGUAUUAGUGGCCAUGGUAAUAUAUUAUCUCACGAGGCAAAAAAUUUAACAGAAAAUGAAGUACUUUUGUUAGCGGAAUUAGCGGACGCGUCGAGAUUAUCGUUGGUACCAAGAGAUAAUGACGAUAAGGAGAACGAAAUUGCUAAGGUUUAAGUGAAUCCUUAUGUUUAGCUGAUUUUUCUUUUCUUUUCUUUCCUAUUCUUUUCUUUUCUUUUCUUUUCUUUUCUUUUUUUUUUUUUUAAUUAUAAACUUUCGCCUUGUAUUUGUCGUGAAAUCGAGAGUGUAUGUUAUUUUACUUUGAUGUGCGAGUGAGUGAAUGAGUGAUUGAGUGAGUGAGUGAGUGAGUGAGUGAAUGCAUGCGUGGACAUCCCUCGCAAUUAAUGUAAUCGAGUGUGCUGAGAAAGAGAGAGAGAGAGAGAGAGAGAGAGAGAGAGUAAGAAAGAAAGUUUUUAUUAACAUUCCGAUAAAAGAAGACAAAACAUUUGUAGCUUUGAGAUCGUAUACUGACUUUAAUGGCGGCUAGUAUCUUCAAUGAGAUUUAUUAGAGUUACUAGAAAUUACUUUUUAGUAGCUUUUUCUCUUUCGGCUGUGUACUGACCCAUAUAUAUAUAUAUACACACACACUUUAUGAUUACUGCAAAAAAAAAAAAAAAAAGAAAAUCAUUUUCAUAAUAGAACGACAAUAAUUAAGAGAGAACGAUGCCACGUGUGACUUAAUUUUAUAUGUUAGUUUUCUUAUAAUCAAUGGAUCAUUAAUAUUUAUCGAGUUUACGACAUCGUUAUUUCUUCUUUUCGUUUUUUCUUUCUGUUCUUUUUUUUUUUUUUCUUUUUUUUUUUUUUUUUUUUUUCUUUUUUGUUUUUUAACACAAGAACAACAACAAACGAAAAAUAUUACGUCAACGAUUAUCAUUAUCUAAGUGCCUAUAUUUAUACAGUGCCUAUGAGGAUCAAAUAGUGGCACAUGAAAUACUCCGACGAAAGAAAUUUCAUUGAUAUUUCUCGUACCGUAAAAAUAUUUAAUGGCUUUGUAUAUUUGUGAAACAAGACGAUCAUGUUUAAAGUACACUUUGCAAUUUUAUUAAUUAAGGAUGAAAAUUGUCUAUGAACUUACAUACUGUGUAUUACCACGAAUGGUGUUUUACAUCAUUGAGAAAAGAAGAAGAAAAAGGAGAAGAAGAAAAGACAACAAAAAAAAAAGAAAAAAGAAAGAAAAGAUAAAAAGAAAACGUUCCCUUCCUUUCGACGUAACGACAAGAGAAGAAAUCUGGUGUACAUGAACAUUCCAAAGAUAGAACAAUGGAAGAGAGGGGUUCGUUUGUAAUUUCUCUGGUGCUACCAAAUACACUUAUCUUUUUUUCCAGUAUUAAGUAAAGUAGCUUGAAAAAAAAAAAAAGAAAAAAAAAAAAUAAAGAAAAAAAAAAAGAAAACAACAAA